Blepharisma stoltei is the source of this 1542-nucleotide messenger RNA. Lineage: Eukaryota; Ciliophora; Heterotrichea; Heterotrichida; Blepharismidae. The record is from the annotation of a GenBank genome assembly.
AUGAAAAUGAAGACCCCUCAACAGUAACAGCUAUUUACUCCCACCCUUCGUGAGUGAAUAAAAAAAUUUGGUUCGCUCAUGAAGUAAAAUAUUUUUUUUCAAAUUAAAAAAAAAGAUUUCCAAAAAUUGAGAAGCAAAAUUAAUUUAAUUUCCAAAUUAUGUUUUAUAAUGAAAGUUGUUUAUAAUUAAACAGAAUUAGCUAGAGAUAUCAUUAUAAUAAUUAUCACUUAUAUAUCAAUUUUUUUCAUAAGAAAAUUUUAUAUUAAAAAAUUUUUGGGCAAAAAAUAGGGAUUUUUCUAAUGGUUUUGUUAACCACGAAGAGGGAGUUAGAAUUAUAAUGAAGACGAUGACCUGGGUUCGUGAUUCCCACAAUUUAUUUGACUAUGAGUCGCGCAGCUGCCACAAAAAGAAACUCAUCACAUCCAACCCAUGUAGCAUAAUCCGAUGUGACACAGAGGUCGAUCUUAUUUCCGAUUUCACAAAUAUUUCCCGAUUGACGCCUCAUUCUCAGGUCUUAGCCACCGUUUCUCAAAGAAAUGGGAUUUUCUAUCUAAGUUCUGAGCAAUGUGAGCCAAUUUGGUUGAUAGUUAGGUCUCUUAUAUCUUUUAUAUAAAAACUCUAAAAAAAUCAUAUAAAAAGUUAUAAUUCUAAUUUACAAUUAGGAGAAUAAAACUUCUGAAGGCCCAGGAGUUGCCCUAAAGCAAGGAGAUAUUAUAAAGCUCGGCCGAAUGGUAUAUAGAAUCAAAGAACUCAGCACCAGCAGCUUUGACUCAUCUAGUGACCAAACUCAAGGAAGUGAAGAUGAGUGCGAAGUCCCGAAUGAGCAUGAAACAACGACAUGCCGAAUAUGUUUUGGAGAGUCUGAAGGCCCAGAAAAUCCACUAAUUUCACCGUGCAGCUGUAUUGGUUCAGUUAAAUUUAUCCAUUUGCAGUGCCUGCAAAGGUGACUUCAUUCCAGAGUUUCUGAAAGAUUAGGGGAAAACGUGUCGUCUUAUCAUUGGAAAUCGAUGGAGUGUGAAAUUUGUAAAAAUAAUUAUCCGUUUAGUUUAGGAGUGGAAGGGAAAGAAAGAGAAUUAUUUCAAGUAGAAAAAUCAGAGUUGCCAAGGAUUGUGCUGGAAGGAGUUGACGAUGGAAAAGGAAGCAGCAAAGGUGUGUAUGCUAUUUUAGCUGGAUUUUACUUUAAAACGUCUUAUUUUAUACAAAAUUAUUAUGCAAUAAAAAUUUGAAUAUAUAGUGACAUUUAGUGAAAACUCAACAGUCAAAUUAGGAAGAGGCCACGAAUGUGAAGUGAGGAUUUCUGAUAUAUCGGUAUCAAGGUGCCACGCAACUAUCCAAUUUAGUAAUGGAAACUUCACAAUUGAAGAUAAUAAUUCAAAAUUCGGGACUUUACUGCAGGUGACUGAUCCACUUCCAUUGAUAACAAAUUCUGCUGUUGCCUUGCAAGCUGGAAGAACGGUCCUGGCUGUAUCUCUGAAAGGAGAUGAAUCUGUUGCAUAUAAAAAUUCAUUAGAUAGGCUGCCUGCUCAUAAGAGGUCAUUAUAA